This is a messenger RNA of Girardinichthys multiradiatus, 3089 nucleotides long. RefSeq names its product pleckstrin homology domain containing, family O member 2 (gene plekho2). The record is from RefSeq and is a predicted model, not a curated record. Gene Ontology annotation, biological process: macrophage apoptotic process. Bases 335 to 2266 code for a protein of 643 amino acids. The transcript is spliced from 7 exons. Lineage: Eukaryota; Metazoa; Chordata; Actinopteri; Cyprinodontiformes; Goodeidae.
CUUGCUGCGAUGAGACGGGAUGCCCUAGCAACAAGAUACAGGCUGCUGGCGAUGUUGCUCCUCCUCACAAAUUCAUGUGUAGAAAGGGACUUGAACCGGAAACCAAACUACUUUUUCUAAGUUUUCUCUCCGAGGCAAAAGAGGAAAACGACGCGUCCUUUGGUGUCAAAGAGUGUACAGUUCCUACUUUUCUGCAUUUACGGUUACUGCUGGAAAUGUGUCAGUUGCACACCAGCAGGCAGCUGCUGAAGCGUUUCUUACCAGGAUACUAAGAGCGUCGUCGUGUGAUUUUUGAUCUAGUCCGCAGCCAUAUAACGGAUCCUGUACGUUUACCAUGGAAGAUGGUACAAAAGAGGACCAUGCCCAGCAAAAUAAGCCAAAGUUCCUGAGUAAAGUUGGCUGGGUAAAGAAAGCUCACGGCCGACUGUUGACGAGCUACAAGGACCGUUAUGUCCAUGUGGAGAAGACAGAGAUUGCAGUGUAUGAAAAUGAGGACCUACAGAACUGCUUGGAAAGGCUUGACUUGGAAAACUAUGAAACAUGCCAUGAAUUAAAGAGCCCCUUCAAGAAAAAGCACAGACUAAUUCUGAUACGAUCUCAAAAGUCUGGAAAUAAGAUCCAUGAUGUGAAGUUCCAGACUCAGACUGUGGAGGAGAAGGAGGCUUGGAUCAAAGCCCUCAGUGAUUGCAUCAAUCGGGCAAAAAACAAAGUCUUUGAUGAGGUGAAAGUUGAUGAAAGCAGUAAUUUAGAGCAUAUUACCCGAACAAGACCUCAAGGAAACCGUAACCGGCGCCCACCAACCCGGAUCCACAUGAAAGAGGUGGCUGUUGUGUCCUCUGAUGGUGUACUGCGUUUGGAUCUUGAUCUUGAGAAUGCAAUGAUGCCUAAUGGGACAAAUAUUGCCAAAACAGAUGGUUCUGAAACCUCGGAAACAGCUGUAUUUCCAGCUGUUGCUGCAGAGAAACAAUCAGUGAGUACAGCUGUGGAGAAGAAGGUCAUGAAACCUCCCAUGCCUCCUACCAAGGAGGCUAAAUCCAGUUUUGUACCUGAAAAUGAACCUAAUAAACAAGAUGAAAUAGAGGUCCUGAAACCACCAAUGCCUCCAUCAAAAGAAUCCAAACCCUGUGUUACACUUGGGAUGGAAGUUUUAGAAGAUGAAAAUACUUAUGUUAAGAAAAAUACAGGCCCAACACCUCCCAAUAAACCCAGCUCCAACGGCUCAUUGAGCAACCUUACUGAAGUCUUACCAAACUUGUCAAACUCUCAUCCCCCAACACCUCCACCCAAGGACAAGAAGCCCUCUCAAAUAGUUGUGGAGCCCAACCAACAGACACAAGAUGCAGCUGUUGAAAAGAAGGAGAUGGAAGGAGAGGAUGAGGAUGAAACAGCAAGAACAGUUGUGGGCAAUGAUGAGGUAGACCAGUUUGAGGAAACUGGCCAAAAUGGUGAACCCAAGAGCACCACUGACGAAGAUGUUUUUAUGCAGGAUGGAAGCUGUGACAUUAAUGACCAACAGGAACCCCAAGGGCCAGAGAGAGAGAAACUGAGUCUUUUAUCCUCCAAUAAAAGCCCAAAGAAUCCUGUUCAACCUGACAUACAGCUCGAAGAAGACCCUUCUUCGCCUCAGAGUAACCCAUUCCGUGAAACCCUUAACCUGAGUCCGCUUUUCUGUCACGUGCCAGGAGAGAAGAAAAAAAAGGCUGAGGAGAAAUCUGUAGACAGUGGUCAGCACUCAGAUAUUGAGAGUGAAGGCUCUGUGAAUGAAGACACACUGGCAGCUUCCACAGCUGCAUUCCGGGGAAGCCACGCCGGCCUAGAAGUGUUGGAUGCAACUGAAGAUGAAAGUCAAACCUGUGUUAAUUUAAGGCCAUUAGCCGAGCUUCAGGUUAGACCAAAUGUCAUCCUCUGUCGGCGCUCAGAGCCUUUUGAGAAACCUCUCAAACCUUCAAGCAAGCCCAGGUCUGCAUCAAUUGGAGAUUUACUGUCUGACUCCCCUGGCUGUAAUCAAAAGAAAAUUUCCAGCAAAACUGAAGAUGGGUGUGUACCAACUUCUAAAAAUGAUGUCACAAAGCUUGAGACUGAAGUGGCCCUGGAGAUGAAAAAGACGAAUGAGCUCCUGAAUCAGGCUCAGGAGAGAAGUUAUGCUGAGGUCAUGCCGGAAGAUCUGCUUGCUAAAGCCUUGGAGAAGCUCCAGAAGGCUGAUAGCGUACUCAGAGAGGUCAAGAAACUGAAACUUGCAAAGACUUUAAAAAGGAUGAGCUGGUAAAUACCAGUAAUACCCAAUCAACUAGGAAUUAACUGACAGUUUUCUUUAGUUUAAGAAUAUGAGCCCAAACAGACCCAAAAUAGACUCACAUUUUAGACAGGAUAAAUUGAUUUUAGAACAUUAUAUUUUGCUGUUAAGUAAUGGCAGUUAAAGGUUGGCUGACACAGUCUACCGAAGCAGGAGAAACUCACUUGGUCUACUUUUAUGUGAAGUAAAAAACUCCUUAUCGAAAAAACAAGUUCAAGAGGGUUUUUGAUGUAUGUGGUAGUGUUUUAUAAAACACAGUUUGGAAAACCAGUGUAGAUAAUGGGUCAGGGUUUAGGUUUUAGAGUUUUAUGGGCAGAAAUAUUUCACUUUUAACAGAUAUAGCAUCCCCUGCAACCUCUUAUAUCCAACAGAGUAUAAUUCUUUGCACUUUUACUGCUUAAAUUUCUUUUUGUUAAAUGAUAUGAUAGAAUAGAAAUUUUUGUUUUAACACCAAAAUUAAACACAAGUUUAAAUGCUCUCAUCUGUAAACCUUAGCUUUUCUUUCAGAUAUAUACACACCAUUUAUUUGAGGGAAUGUAAAAUGUAUUUACUUGAUAAUUUUGCUGCAGCAUAUGUAUUAUUAUUAAUAGGUAAAUUAAAAGGCACCUAUAUAGCUCAGGAGUUUUCAGGCUAACUACAUGCUUAAUGCAAAUAAAGAUAUUUGUAUUUCACAUAAAGGAAUCAGUUUAUAAUAGAUAGAUAGAUAGAUAGAUAGAUAGAUAGAUAGAUAGAUAGAUAGAUAGAUAGAUAGAUAGAUAGAUAGAUAGAUAGAUAGAUAGAUAGAUAGAUAGAUAGA